Messenger RNA from Durusdinium trenchii, 3959 nucleotides. The record is from the annotation of a GenBank genome assembly. Lineage: Eukaryota; Dinophyceae; Suessiales; Symbiodiniaceae.
GAAACACCUGAUGUUCGACGCCAUGGAAAUGGGAGAGAUCUUUCUGUAGUCCACUUCCUAUGCGGCAAGCCAGUCUGAAUGAGACGGCUUUGGGUGCCUCAUCCAGAGCAGGUUUGGGCUCCAUGCUGGCUGCAUGAUGCCAUUGAUGGCAUUGCAACGUUUGGGACGGAAGAGGGAGAGGCGCUGGAAAUUUCGGCCGCCCAGAUCAACACUUUGGAAGAAGUUCACCAGCAGCAGGUGCAGGGCGAAGACGAUAUUUGCUUGCUAAACACUGUGACCGAAGCUGCACUACUUCAUACAAUCAGGGCCCGCUUCAACAAGCAACUUGUCUACACAUGGGUGUCCCGCAUACUGCUCGCGGUGAAUCCAUUCCAGGUGCUACCUCUGUAUGCCUCUCAAGUGUUGGACCAGUACAGGUUUGCACCUGAGCUUCGUGCUUUGCCACCCCACAUCUUUUCGAUUGCAGCAGAUGCAGUGUCUAAUCUCCAGACAUCUGGACGACACCAGGCCAUUGUGAUCAAUGGCGAGUCUGGUGCUGGAAAGACAGAGUCGGCCAAGCUCAUCAUGUCCUUUGUUGCGGAGGCCACAAAACCAAGCCAAAAGCAACCGGACAGUUUCGAAGAUAAGGUUCUGCGAACGAAUCCAGUCAUGGAAGCCUUCGGCAAUGCCAUGACAGUACGCAACAAUAACUCCUCCAGGUUUGUCAAGUGGCUGAAUUUCCACACCCAGAAUGGCUGCCUGGUUGGGUGUGAAGUGCAGCAAUACUUGCUGGAGGACACCAGGAUAUGCAGCGUGGCAAAGGGCGAGCGCUCUUACCACAUUUUUUUCCAACUCUUGCAGGCCAGGCAGUCGCCUAUGCUGAAGAGUCUAGAAUUGGAGGCGCCAGAAUGCUAUGCCUACACACGAGCCGGUCAAUUGACUGUGCCUGGACUUGAUGACCUUCUAGCCUUUGAUGAGCUUAAAGAGGCACUAGACUCCCUGGGCAUUCACCAGAGCACGCAGGUUCAGAUGUGGAAGAAUUUGGCUGCAGUUCUUUACCUGGGAAACUGUCGUUUUUCUAGUGAAGGAGAGGGUGCGAAGCUUCAAGACAAAAAGCCCGUGCAGCGUGCAUCCCAACUGCUUGGCCUUCAAGCUGAAGACUUGAAGAAAUGCAUGCUGGUACGAAAAAUCACCGUAGGGAAAGAUUUGGUGGAAACUCCCCAGCGAGAGGAACAGGCAAGAGCGGCGAGAGAUAGUCUCAGCAAGUACAUCUACUCUCAGUUAUUUGCCUGGGCGGUGGAAACUCUCAACGAGACCCUGAAGGUUGAUCCAUCAAGCAAGACCAGGACUCAUGAGACACAGGCCUUGGGCAUCCUAGACAUUGCUGGAUUUGAAAGCUUCGAAAACAACUCCUUGGAGCAGCUGCUGAUCAACCUAUGCAAUGAGCACCUUCAGCAAUUCUUCAACACAUUUGUUUUUCGAUCUGAGCUUGAAGACUACAAGAAAGAAGGACUCGUGCUAGAUUGCGAGGUCAAUUUUGUAGACAAUGCCGAGGUCCUUCAGCUCUUGGAUGGCCGUGGAGGAGUGCUGGACAUUCUGGAUGAGGAGGUUGUGAUGCCCAAAGCCACCGACGACUCCUUCAUCUCCAAAGUGAAGUCAGGUCACACUCAGCAUGCUUGCUUUGUGAAGCCCAAGGCAGGCAAUCUCUUCUUCGGAGUCAAGCACUUUGCUGGUGAAGUCACCUACAACUGUGCAGGGUUCCUGCAGAAGAACGCAGACAAGCCACCUGAAGACUUCAUUAAACUCAUCCCUUCUUCAACGCAAGAACUGCUCAAGCAGCUGGGCAAAGACUCUGAGGUCCAACCGAGCCAAACAAGCAAGUCCUCGGGACGAAAGCCCAAGUCCACCUCUGCGAAGUUUCGCUCUUCUUUGCGACUUUUGCUGGCAAAGAUUGACAUCUCGGAUCCUCAUUUUGUCAGAUGCAUCAAGCCAAAUGCUGAGAAGGUUCCGAAGAUGUUCAAUUCUCAAUUAGUGCUGGAACAGCUUUUGUUCAGUGGCAUCUUGGAAGCAGUUCAAAUUCGCAAGAAGGGCUACGCAUCCCGGUCGUCGUUUGAUGAUUUUCUCAAGAGGUAUGGCUGCGUUGCCUCAGCAGAUGACUAUCUUCUUAGUGCAGGUGACUUGGUUCGCCACUUGAAGGACAAGCUCAAUUUGGAUGCCACUGGAAUCCAAGUGGGCAAAACCAAGGUUUUCCUGAAGGCAUCGGUCCUGGACCAGCUGGAAGCGGCUCGUGCCUGCGCGCGCCUCCGGAUGGCCACCAGACUCCAGGCAGCGAUCAAAGCCAGGCAAGCUCGGAAGUGUUUCGCAGCUGCAAGCCCUGCAACUGUGGCCUUGAAGAACUGCUUGAGGCGGGCCGGCUGGGAUGGGAAGUCGAAUGACAUCGACGAGAGGUCCUGCACCCUUUUGGAAAAGCUUGGGCCAGCGGCGAAGACUUACGUGGAAGAGCUUCUCCAAGCAGUAAACGCGUUGCCAAACUUUCCCAGCUCAGAGCGACUUCGCGAGACGGCUCAGGCGGUGUCUGCGCAAUUGGCCAAGGAACUUCAGUGCGUGGAGCAUUUGGAACGUUUAGAGAAAAGCACUGAUGCUAUGGAGAUUGAAAAAGCAUUGGCAAGGGCUGAAGGGCUCAGGUUGCCAAAGUCACCUUUGACCUCGCAGCUGCAAAGUCGUUGCAAGGCGUUGCAAACUCAGAUUCCUUUGCAGGAGGCCAUGCGGUCAGCAGUGCAAAGUAAUGACGAAAGCCAACUGGCUCGAGUUGUCGAAGAGGUUGAAAAGAAAGGAUUGGAUCUCAGGCCAAAGAGUUGGCUGCCAGAGUUGGAGAUGGAAGCCUUGGCGGAGCAGGUCUCGAAGAUGCAAAGGGAUGCAAAGACAAAGGACACGGAUGGCGCGCCAGCCGGACCUUCUAUACCUCAGAUCAGGAGGUCCUUUGCAUAUCGAAGUUCACGGCGGCAGACCUUUACAGGAUUUAGUGAUGCUCAGCAAUUGCAGCUCCUUGCAAGCCUCGAACGCGCAGCAGAAGAGCUGGACUCUGUGGUGAUGGAGCAGCUGCUCGAGCAGGCCAUUCGAAAUGGUAUUGAUGAGGCAGACCUUCAGGAGCACCACAAGCUUCUUUGCAACUUGCAAGAUGAAUCAUUCCUUCGCGGCGCCGUGGAAGAGGUCUUGAAAGAGGUCAAGGGGCAAUGCCCACCUCGAAAUGCUUUGCAACGUUUACAAAAUUUAUCCCAUCAGCUUCGAGUCUUGCAUGGAGAUGCUGAACUUAUACGGGCAGCAACCCGUGGGGCACAGCAGGGAACCCGUCAGCGAAGCAGAAGUAUAGCUGGUGCCUUUGACUUGCGGAGGCAAUCUGUCGUGAAGGUGAAUGCAGAAGAGAUCCAAGCCUGUGAACCCUUCGGCGACCUCAGCUCUUUUUCCAAAUUGAAGAACGAAGGCACGUGGAAAGGUCACCGGAAUAGCUUGCUGCAGCAUGUUGAGGUUGACCCCAGCGGCAGCAUGCUGGGUCAUUCCAAGGUCACCAUUGCCGAAUCUCUGACCCAUUUGCCAAAAUCUCGUGAGGCAAUGGCGGUGCAAAAUUUCAGGAACAUUGUGAUUUGGAUGGGAGACCGUCCUGCACAAGAAUGCCAGCGCAUUGCAAGCCGUGAGAGCGUUGUGAAUCUUGUAAGCUCCGAUCCAUUGAUGCGAGACGAGGUCUUCACCCAACUUCUCAAGCAGCUGAACGGGAAUCCAUCUCCUCGUUCUGAGUGGCUGGGUUGGCAACUCCUACUUCAGGUUUGCAAAACUACUCCACCCAGCAAUGAAUUGGAUGACUUUGUUCGGUUCUUCUGCGCACAGAAGAUGCGACGAGCACCACCGAAUGUGGCGACAGAGACGCAUGAAAGAGAUGCUCGCAAUUGGGAGAUCGCACGAAUUGCAGGCGAAUGCUUUGAGGC